CCAACCCCCGCCCCCUGAUUUUCGUCCCAGACUUCUUCUUUCCCGCCUUUGCAUUCAUGGAGGUCGCCCUUGCCUUCGUCUUUGAGUCAGACUGUCCACCACUAACAUCCUUUGGUUUGUCGGAAGAGGGAGCCGCCCCUGCAUCUGGGAAAGCAGUAGAAGAUGUGGCAGUUGUGGACGAAUUGGCAGCGAACCCCCUCUUGGCAGCAGAUGCCCUGACAGCAGCUGAUGAGGCAGCAGAUGAUGACGUAGCAGCAAAUGGCUUGGUAGCAAAUGGCUUGGUAGCAAAUGGCUUGGUAGCAAAUGGAUUGGCAGCAGAUGACCUGGCAGCAGAUGACGUAGCAGCAAAUGGCUUGGUAGCAAGUGGACUGGCAGCAGAUGACGUGGCAGCAGAUGACGUAGCAGCAAAUGGCUUGGCAGCAAAUGGUACCGCAUCUCGAAAAUUUUCCCACUGGUAACAGCCAUCUGGUAGGGGCAUCCCGCAAAUUAGGGACCGGUAGGGGCGUAACAAAGAGAUUCGAGGCCC
Chara braunii is the source of this 526-nucleotide messenger RNA. NCBI's taxonomy places the organism in Eukaryota, Viridiplantae, Streptophyta, Charophyceae, Charales, Characeae. The record is from the annotation of a GenBank genome assembly.